Messenger RNA from Saccostrea echinata, 543 nucleotides. RefSeq lists its product as uncharacterized. Gene Ontology annotation, molecular function: metallopeptidase activity. Lineage: Eukaryota; Metazoa; Mollusca; Bivalvia; Ostreida; Ostreidae. The transcript has 3 exons. The record is from RefSeq and is a predicted model, not a curated record. The coding region runs from base 8 to 523 and encodes 171 amino acids.
AAAGUGAAUGGUUUCAGAUACAUGUGCCGGUUCCUGUUACUCUACAUGCACGGUAGAUGGUCGGAAGUACACCACCCUGGCCGGGGUGGGAGGGAAGACCUGCAGUGUAUUGGAGGAUAACCUACUGUGUGAUGCUUAUGACCCGUACAGCCACACCUACAACGUCCUCGUUCACGAGUUUGCUCACACAGUCCACAGACACCUGCCGACCUCUAUAAGAAGCCAGAUUACUGCGGCCUAUAAUAACGCCCGUUACCAUAGCCUUUGGACUGCCAGUUCAUACGCCAUGUCUAAUGAACGUGAGUACUGGGCCGAGGGUUCUGGGUCCUUCUUCAUGGUGGACAAACAUCAGACGGCUACUGGAGGAAUGAACACAUGUGGACACACCCAUUGUCAGACAGAACAGGAAGCCCGUUAUUACAUUUACCAGAGAGACCCCAAGCUGUACUACGCCCUAUCUUACGUUUUCCUUAACUACCAGUAUUCGGUGCCGUCUUAUUUAGCCACUUGUGUUACGGGGUGACAAUAAAAUUGAUUAAACCU